CCAAGAGGAGUGCGGGCACAUUGGGGGUGUCCUCAGAGCACCUUGCCCCAACGUGCCACCUAGCGUCCUCCUGGUGUCUGCGCUGCCUGAGGUCUUACAGGCCUGGUUCUCAGGGAGUGUCUGCGGACGGGUGGGGCCAGCAUGUGACACUCCCUCUCUGCUCACAGGCGAUGGGGACCCUGAUGCCUGCCACCUCCUGGGCCCUCCUCCUGGCCACACUGGGCUCCGUGGCUGGCCUACCUCUGGAGGGAGAGCCCGGCUGCACUGCCCGGCACCUGGCCAGAUACAGCAUCACCUUCAUGGGGAAGUGGAGCCAGACAGCCUUCCCCAAGCAGUACCCUCUAUUCAGGCCCCCUGCGCAGUGGUCUUCCUUGCUGGGGGCCACCCACAGCUCUGACUACAGCAUGUGGAAGAAGAAUGAAUAUGUCAGUAACGGGCUGCGGGACUUUGCUGAGAGGGGCGAGGCCUGGGCCCUGAUGAAGGAGAUUGAGGCGGCCGGCGAGAAGAUCCAGAGUGUGCACGGGGUCUUCUCGGCCCCCGCUGUCCCCACAGGCACGGGGCAGACCUCCGCAGAGCUGGAGGCGCACGCCAGGCACUCGCUGGUCUCCUUCGUGGUGCGCAUCGUGCCCAGCCCCGACUGGUUUGUGGGCAUCGACAGCCUGGAUCUCUGCGAGGGAGACCGCUGGAAGGACCAGGUCUCAUUGGACCUGUUUCCCUACGACGCUGGCACAGACAGUGGCUUCACCUUCUCUUCCCCCAACUUUGCGACCAUCCCGCAGGACACAGUGACUGAGAUAACGUCUUCCUUCCCAAGUCAUCCAGCAAACUCCUUCUACUAUCCGCGGCUGAAGUCCCUGCCCCCAAUGGCCAGAGUGAACUUGGUGCGGCUUCCACACAGCUCCAGGACCUUCGUCCUGCCCACCCAGGACCUGGCCGGCACGGGUAACGAGAUUCUCGACACCCUCUCAGUUCCACAGACGCCGCUGGACUGCGAGGUGUCCCUGUGGUCGUCUUGGGGGCUGUGCGAAGGUCGCUGUGGGAGGCUGGGAGCCAAGAGCAGAACUCGCUACGUCCGCGUGCAGCCCGCCAACAACGGGACCCCCUGCCCUGAGCUGGAAGAGAAGGCAGAUUGCACCCCUGACAACUGUGUCUAAGACGAGCACAGAUCCUCGGGCCCCGAAGGCAAGGCGGGCAGGCCAGGCAGACAGCGGGCGAACCUCUGGUGGUUCGGGUCUGGGGUCGCAGAGGGGUCUACGCAAGCUUACGGCAGGCUGGAUGGCCUUUGCCUGAGGUGGUUCUGUCAUAUUCCUGCACCCUGGUGGACCUUCUGGACAGAGGGUGGAGGCCCAGGCGGGACCCAAGAUCGCAGCACAGAAGAGCCUGCAUUGCCCCCUAGUGGUAGGGAGGGGACUUCCCUGAAUAGCUGCUCCUUUUUGCCCACAUUUUCCCUUCUAUACAAUCCAUCCCAUGUCCCAAUCUCUCUCUGCUCUUAGGCUCUGUCGUUUCACAAGGAUACUUCAUAUCCCCGAGGCUCACUAAUCUCUACUCUAAAUUAUGUUUCACUGUAAUUUAUUACCGCUACGGAGACUGUCUUCAAUGCCAAGCAGAGCGCUGUGCCCAACGUCUGGAAUGUGCACCCCACACGGCUGUGACAUACCUCAGAUUUGGCCAUCUGGGCAGCCAAUGCACACGGGAGCCCCUGGAAACACAGUCAUGGCUGGGGACCCCCCCACCGAUCGCUCCUCAGAGGGGCUGCCAGCCACGCCCUGCUCCUGCCAGCCAAUUGGGAGUAACGGCGGUCAAGUACCAGGGUCACAUUCAGAAAAUCCACCUGGUGUUCCGAUGUUGUGAUCUCUGUUCCCUCACAAAGGCUGAUGGCCUAUCAUCUCUCGGGUCCUGAGUGUCCCUGCAGUGGAGGGACAUUCUGGUGUGGAAUACCAGAGGACACACCUCGAGGAGCACUGGGCAACGCUGUUGUGGCCAUAAGCCGAGGGGACAGGACUUGGGAGAGGACAUGGCACCCAGACCCAACGCUUUCACCUGCUCUCUGGGAUCCUCUGGGACACAGGCAGGGACUGGAAGGAGAGAAGGAUGGGCAUGGGGGGUCAGAUCAGGAAGCCAGACAGGGCACCACAAGGGGAGUCCCUUGGAAUUGAGAUGCUGCAGUGACAUCAGAAGGCCCCAGUGUGAUCUGCUCACCCAGGAGCCCAGCAGGUAUAAGAGGCAGGUGGCCAGGGUCUGUGGUCUCACAGAGAAGCUGGACCAGGAGAGAUGGGGGCCACACUGCUGGCACUGCUACUCCUCAUCCCUCUCUUCUCUGCAGAGGAGUCUCUCCUCGGACACCUGGCCUAUCCCAGGCCCCUGGCCAAAACCCUGCUGUCCCCCUUCAUCCCUCUUUGUGGUCUGGGGAGCUCACAUACCUGCAGUCUUCCUCAACUGGACCCCUAACCAUCCACGGACCACCCAUCCCAGCCCACCACCUUCAACCCUCCCCUCAUCCACUGCCACCUUCAAACGCAGGCUCGUUGUCCCCUGAACACCAGUCCACCUGAGGACCUGCCAGCCCAGCCCACCAUCUUUGACCCUCCACUAGUCCACUGGCACCUUCGAACCCGCACACAUCAUCCCCUGGACUUCCACCAGCUCAUGGACCCGGCAUCCCAGCCCGCUCUUUGACCCUCUACUCAUCUACAGGCACCUUUGAACCUGCACGUAUCGUCUCCUAUACCACCUGAGGGCCUGCCAUCCUAGCCCACUGUCUUUAACCCUCCACUCAUCUACCAGAACCAGUGAAUUCACACUCAUGGCUCCCUGGGCCCCCGCCCAGCUGAGGACCUCCCAUCCCAGCCUGCUGUCCUCAACCCUCUGCUUGUUCACUGGUACCUAUGAAUCUGCACUUGUCAUCUUCUGGACCCCCUUGUGUCCACACACUCACCAGCCCAGCCCACUGUCUCCAAACUUCCACUCACCCACCAGCAUCAGUGAACUUGCCCUGGUCCUCACCUGUCUAAGGACCUCCCAGCCCAGUCCACCGUCUUUGACCCCCUGCUGGCCCAUCACCACCAGGGUAACCUUACUGUGUGUCUCCUGGACCCAUGCCCAUCUGCAAACCUCUUAUCCCCACCCACCAUCUUCAACCCUACACUGAUACACCAUCAGCAGGGAAACCAGUGGACAUCCAUGGGACCCCUGCCCACCUGCAGAACCCGCAGCCUAGCUCAUCAUCUUCAACCUUCUGAUGGCCCACGGACAGCAAAGUAACAUCACCGGAUGUUCUCUGGAUCCCCAUCCACCUGUGGACCCCACAUCCCAGGCCACCUCUUCAACCCUCCGCUUACAUAUCUGCAACACGGAAAGCUCAGUUUACAUCCCCUGGUCUCCCACCCACCUGUGGACCCCCUAUCCCAGCCCAUCAUCUUCAACCCUAUGCUGGUCCACCAGGAGCAGGAAACCUAGUGGAUAUCUGCUUGACCCCUGCCCACCUGCAGAACCCCCAGCCCAGACCACCACCUUUGUUCCUCUGCUGGUCCACUGGCAGCAAGGUAACAUCACAAGUUGUGUGCUGGACCCCCACCCACCUGCAGACCCCACAUCCCAGGCCAUUUUCAACCCUCCACCUGCAUGCCUACAACAGAGAAAGAACAGUGUACACUUACAACAGAGAAAGAUUGCCACACACCUGACGACCUCCCCGUCCCAGUCCCCCAUCUUCAACCCUCUGAUGGUCCUCUGGCAUGAGGGAAACCACACAGGACAUCCUUCCGACCCCUGCCAAUCUGAGGACCCCCCAUGCCAGGCCACCAUCUUCAACCCUCCACUGGUCCACUGUCACCAGAGUUACCUCAGUGGACAUCUGCUAGACCCCCACUCACCUGCAGACCCCACACCCAGGCCACUGUCUUCAACCUUCCGCUCGUCCACCUGCGGCAGGGAAACACCCUGGAUGUUCCCUGGAUCCCUGUCCACCCGCUGAACACCCAGCCCAGAAACCAUCUUUGACCUUGUGCUGGUCAGUUGGCAACAGGAAAACCUGACUGACUGUCCCCUGGACUGCUGUCUACUCGCCUGUGUAUCCCUAUCCCAGCCCGCUGUCUUCUACUCUCUGCUGGUCCAUCAGCACCAGGGAAAUCGCACCAAACAUCCCCUGCGUCCCCCCGUCCACUUGUGGAUCCCUCACCCCAGCCCACCAUCUUUAACAUUCCACUGGUCCACAAGCAGCAAGGAAGCCUCACAGGACAUCCCCUGGACCGCUGCCCGUCUGCUGAACCCCAGCCCAGCCCACCAUCUUCACCCUUCUGCUUGUCCACCGGCAGCGGGAAACAAGAAAGGAACCAAGCCACUAGCACCGGCGGAAACAGUGUCUGCAGGGAGGGGCAGGGUUAGCCGUGAAGGCAGAGUUUCCUGACUCUGAUCAUGGUCUUCGGGAGCAUCUGUGGCCCAGGGUGGAGGCCCCUCCAGUGCUCAGAGGGGUGCAGGGCCCAGUUCUCAUGCCUCACUGGGCUGAGGAGCACGGGGGCCAUGGGCUGAAGACCUUUGGCCUGGGACAGAAUUCAAACUCACGUCCUGGCAGGCAUUUGUUUGGGGGACUCUUUUAUUCUGGGGACUUAGUUUAGUUAGGGGGAGAAAAAUAUGGGCAGUCUAUGAAGACCUCAAGCUGCUCCCGGAAGCCUUCUCCCAGGAGACAAAGUAUGGAGCUCAGACACUGGUAGAAUUUGAACAAGAAAUAAUACGUCUUAAAACCACCAUCAGAACAAGGAGAGGAAUUACCAUCUGUCUGAGCUACAAGAUGCCCUCCCUGAGCUGGGAGGUGAACAUCGCAGCUGACACACCUCCUUUCGCUCCUGUGGCCACAGGAAGCACAGGACUUCAGAGGAGGCAGUCCUCUACGUGGCCCAAAAGGCUCUGAUCACUCCCAUUCCUCCCCCAGUGGCAUCUUUGGACUUCGGAAAAACCGUCGCACCACCACCAAUGAAGCUUAAUGGUUUGUCUAAAGAAGCAGCAGGGCUGGCACCCCCAUAUCUGAUGAUCCCCCUCUUAGGCUGAUCAGGUGGGAAAACAUGCAUCAUGCUCUGUGCCGUGAAACAUACAAGAGCCUUCGUGGUGCAGUGGUUAAGAGCUACAGCCGCUAACCAAAAGGUUGGCAGUUCCAAUCCACCGGCCGCUCCUUGGAAACUUUGAGUCGGAAUCAGCUCAACAGCAGUGUUUUUUUUUUUUUUUUAAGGGUGUUAAAGUGGAUGGGGGAGGAUCCUUGGGGUUCUCUAUCCACAGUGCAAAGAGCAUGGCCCCGUGGAGGACUUCCAACCCACUUGGACAGCUUGGAGCCAGGGAAGACCCUGUGAUGGAACUUUUCCUGUUGUAUGUUGUCUAUGAAUAAUUAAAACAGCUUUCACUAUUGGCAACACCAUGUGUGUGUCUUGUGUGUAGGACUUGAUAGGCUAAAAAAAUCCCAUCGGGUGGAUACUUGGGAUCUGGGGACA
Messenger RNA from Loxodonta africana (African savanna elephant), 5477 nucleotides. RefSeq names its product spondin 2 (gene SPON2). NCBI's taxonomy places the organism in Eukaryota, Metazoa, Chordata, Mammalia, Proboscidea, Elephantidae. The transcript has 5 exons. The coding region runs from base 171 to 1154 and encodes 327 amino acids. The record is from RefSeq and is a predicted model, not a curated record.